Molecule: messenger RNA, 2239 nt
Organism: Xyrauchen texanus (razorback sucker)
Lineage: Eukaryota; Metazoa; Chordata; Actinopteri; Cypriniformes; Catostomidae
Product: RAB6-interacting golgin-like
Exons: 5
Coding region: 148-1179 (343 amino acids)
Biological process (GO): non-motile cilium assembly
Source: RefSeq, a predicted model, not a curated record
UCUAAAUACAAACAUGGCGGCCACAUUGAAAAGUUUCCCAAAUUACACCAUGUAUAUGUUCUAAAAUAGCAUUCAAGGCCAUUAAUAUGUGCAUUUGAUAAAACCGAGUUUGAAUUUAGUUGUAAGAUACUUUAUAGUGUACAGAAAAUGGCUGCAUGGGCUGGAUUUUCAGAGGAAGAGUUGCGAAGAAUGCAGCAGAACGGCGAUAGCACGAAUCAGGCUGUGCCUGUCACUUUGGGUCGUGGCCGUAGACCCGCUCCAACUAACCGGAGCAGGCAGCAGCUACAGCGAGAGAGGGCUCUACAGCUGCCAGCCAAGCAGAAGGAGGGCAGCGGCUCUCUGCUCCCUGAGCAACAGCUUACCAAACCCUUAGACCCACCGGCUGUCAGUCACCCUGCUCCUCUCAAAUCACAGGAGGAACCUAAGCUGUUGGAGUCCGAACUGUUUAAGCAGGAAACAGAACCAGUUAAGCACAAUCCAGAACCAUCUGCUGAGGCAAUGGCAACCGUGAUCGUUAAGGAGCUAGACAAACAGGAAGUGGAAUUGCGAGAGAGGAACCGUCUGCAGCAGUUGCAGUGGGAACAACGUAUAAUGGAAGAGAAGAAUAAAAAGAGAAAAGCUCUCCUUACAAAGACCAUUGCUGAGAAGUCCAAACAGACUCAGGCGGAAGCUGUGAAACUGAAGAAAAUCCAGAGAGAACUUCAAGCACUAGACGAUUCUGUAUCCAGUGACAUUGGGAUUCUCAGAAAACUGAUAGAAGAAGCCAGCAUGGACUAUUCCUUAGCAUGGAAGCACCUUGAAAAGGCAGAGGCCGAAUAUGUUGCUGCUAAGCUGGACUUGCAUAGGAAAACGGAGGUGAAAGAGCAGCUCACAGAGCACCUGUGUGCAAUCAUCCAGCAGAAUGAGCUACGCAAGGCCCGCAAACUGGAAGAGUUGAUGUUUCAGCUUGAGCUUAAUGCUGAGGAAGUCCCCAUUUCAGAGGAUGCAGAACAAGAGGACAAGCAGAGGGAGGGCAACCCGCAGUCAGUUACUGAAAAUGGUCCUGCAGCAGUCAUUGAGGGGUGUACAGAGGUGGAUUGCUCAAAUAUGAGCGAAGACAGUUCCAUUACAGAACCACAGAUCAGCCAAGACAAUCAGGAGAGAAGAGCAACAGAUGUUUCUGCAGAUGUUAUCAGUUAGCUCCUAAUUGUCAUUAUAAAAGUGGCUUUAUAAUGUUUUACAUAUUUGCAGUACUAGCUUUAGAAAUGUCUUCAUUGUGAAAAUGUUGAUGUUAUCAAAAAGUCCUGCAUUUGCAAUUUAGAUGUUCUAACAUGAUUUGAGAGGACAAAGGACAGCCUGGGUGUCAAUAGUAAAUCCGAAAUGUUAUGAGGGUGAUUCCUUUACUACCAACACUAAAAUGCCCCAACAUUAUGGGCUUCAGAUGUUGAUUAUGAACUGCUAAGCAUAGAAGAACAAAGCUAUCGAAGAAACAGUUUCUUGUGGUACUACAUGACCCUAAAUGUGGGUUGUUAAAACAAUGCUGAAUCACUCUGUAUUAUUUAAUUGUUGUUUGUUUGGUUUGCAGUCAUUGUUUAAUUUGAUCUGUCUUUCAUGAAGUAUAUUGGCUGAAAAUCUCCAUUUAAAAUCUAUUGUUAAAACGCUAUUAAUACAACACUGUUAACUUUUAUUGACCAUUCCAUAACCGAUAACUGUGACUGAUUUUAUGAAUCAAAAUGGAUUGUGGCAAAUGGUCUGGUGGCUUUUUAUAGUUGUAAUUUAUAUCACAUGAUGUUGCACAAGAAUAAUGAAAUAUUUAAUCUGUACAUGGAAGUCAUCAAGUAAAAUAUAACUUGAUGCAAAUGUUAACAAAUCGAUAGCUGUGGUUUUACCAUACAAAGUAGGCAAUCCGUUCAACGAGAUGAGAACAGUUAUUUGUGUACUGGGGGAAACACUGCUGUGGGAUGUGGGAGGAAUUAAUAUGCAUAUGCACUACCAUUGAUCAAAUGUUUUUUGUUGCUUAAGUACAUAUAGAUUGUUUAUGUAUACAAUAUAUACUUUUUAAUGAACUCAUGAUUUCUUUUCACCAGUUUUGCUUUAAGAACAAUAUUACAGAAGGGUAAGGUUAUUUUAACUUUCUUUUAAUAGGCUAUUUAAUCGUUUAAAAUGUGAGGGAUUUUUAUAUUUUAGUUUUUUAUUCAUUCUUUUGCUUAAAAUUGUACAUUAUAAUGAUUAUAAAGGAUUAUUUGUAUUCAAUAUGUUG